AUGGUUCUGGACCACCAACAUAGAGAAAAGAAAGGAUCAUCUUCCAGGAACAUGGCGCCAAAUUCUUCAUCAAUGAAUAUCCGCCCAUGCUCUGAAGGACAAGCUUGGGAAGACAAAGGUUUGCUAGACCCUCAUCUAUCUGUGUUAGAACUGUUGGGCAAGACCGGGAGUUCGCCUUCCCCGUUGGGACAGAGCUUGGUCACAUCUAUUGACAUAUCGAACCACCAUAACGUAAUCGAUAAUAUAUCAGGAUCAUGGCAAACCAUUCAACCUUUGGACUUAGGCGCUUCUUUUAUCCCAGAAAGGUGCUCUUCGCAGACCACAAAUGGGAGUAUCUUAUCGUCUAGUGACACUUCUGAAGAAGAACAAGACUUGCUUCAAGCGCCUGCUGCUGAUAUAAUAAACAUCAUCAAACAAGGCCAAGAUGGCGCAAGUGUUGCUUCGCCAUCACACCCCUUUAAGCAACUCCAUACGGUAAUAUCGUUACCCAUGCCUCCCAGGGAGAGGACCUUCUAUGGUGAGCAAGAAGAAGAAGUUGUUUGCAUUGACAAUGAUGACGAUAAUGGAGUGUAUGAAGAAGACAGCGUGACAAUAACAAAGAGUUUAACCUCUUCGACAAAUUCCUUUGUUAUGCCUAAAUUAUCACUUUCACGAAAGAAUCCAGUUUUCCGUCUUCUGGUACUGGGGAGAGCGGGUACAAAAUUUUAUCAAUCAACGCCCAAAGAAUAUCAGUCUCUCUUUGAAUUACCCAAAUCUCAUGACUCCACAAUAUUCCCGCAAUAUACAGGUAUCGUCGUAGUUUUCCAAGAGUUGAAAGAAAUGGUAUCUCUACUCAAUAGAAUCGUCGAAUACGCCCAAGGCAAGCCCAUAAUACCUAUCUGUCAACCGGGUCAAACCAUUCAAGUAAAGAAUGUUCUGAAAUCAUUCUUAAAAAAUAGCCUAAUCAAACUGUUGUAUCCUCCAGUGGUAGUGACAAAUAGAAAAGAUAUGAAAAAAAUGUUUGAGAGGUUACAAGAUCUGUCUUUGGAAUACGUGCAAGAUGAAAAUAAUGAAGGCCAGGAUGAAGAUAAUGAUGAUGAAACCAUACAGACAUAUUCCAGGUCAUAUAAUCGUAACAAGAGAGCUGGAAGUUCAAAAAGGAAAUCUUCCAAAUCAAGUAAAAAAUCUAAAAAAAAAAAGCAACGCUCUUCAACAAAAUGGUUUACUUGGGGCGUUUCAAUCACUAUUGGGAUAAGUUUUGGAUGUUGCGUAACAUACUUUGUCACCGCAGCAUAUGACCACCAAACGAUCAGGUCCUUCAAUUCGCGAUCGUCUUUAUUAGCUUCUUUUCUUUCUUUGGAUUCUUCUAGAGACACGGUUAACACGGCUACCACUACUCCUGCCUCUUCUAGUGAGCAGUUUUUAUGGUUUGAUAAGGGCACGCUUCAGAUAAACUUCAAUUCGGACGGAUUCAUUAUGAAAAGUCUCAAUGUCAUAAAGGAAACAUGGGGUAAAAUGAAUGAUUUCUUCCUGACCGCUCUGUCCAGGCCUUUGAAUUUUCUAGACAAUCUUAAUAAAAACCCUGAUUUUUCCGUUGAUGAAUCUAAUCGGAUUUUGGCACUCGGUUAUAUUUUAUUAUAA
This is a messenger RNA of Saccharomyces eubayanus, 1620 nucleotides long. RefSeq names its product mitophagy protein ATG32 (gene ATG32). Bases 1 to 1620 code for a protein of 539 amino acids. NCBI's taxonomy places the organism in Eukaryota, Fungi, Ascomycota, Saccharomycetes, Saccharomycetales, Saccharomycetaceae. The transcript has a single exon. The record is from RefSeq and is a predicted model, not a curated record.